AUGGACAAGGAAUCUCUGAAAAAGAACCAACCCCAUGCGCUUCUGCAUAUAAUAUGCGCAUUAGGUGGCCAGUUUCAUGCAUUAUCUUAUAGCGAGACAGUCACCCCACUCCCAUCGAAAUUUGUGCUUAUGGCUGGGAGCGAAUGGGCAAAGAAAGCCCAAAGGCUCAUACUCGAGGCACUUGAUACGGUCACUAUUGAAAAGUUAAUGGCUGCUGUUCUACUUCAUGAUUACGCGGUCCGGAUGGCGAAUUUUGCAAAUGCCUUCAUGUUAAGUGGGCUCAUUACGCGAAUGACUCAAGCACUCCAAAUCAACCUGGAAUAUAAUACCGAUAUACUCUGUCAAAACACUGACGUUGGGCCGUCAGUUACAGCAAGAGAAUGCAGACGUCGCCUAAUGUGGAGCUGUUAUAUUAUGGAUGCCCUUGUCGGGAGUGGAGUUGACCAACUCACACUAGUUGAUGAGAAGGACAUGAAAAUACAACUACCUUGCAAUGAACGAAAUUUCAUUCAACAAAUUCCAUGUCUGACCGAGACUUUGGAGCCUGGCAAUUGGCUGAAAUUUAUCCCUGGUGAGCUUAACAGCGAUGCUCUGAUGCCCAACAUGGGUAUGAUGGCCCAUUUUAUUCGACAUAUCUCAAUUCGCAAAAGAGUCUUGAGGUACAUAAAACAUCUUGAUGAAGCAAUGGUCCCCUGGGCCCCUGGGUCUGAGUUUGCCGCUCUAGAUAGAGACUGCCGUGCCUGGUAUGAAAAUUUACCAGCAAGUCUACAAUUCACUCCAAAUGCGGUUUACAUCCGCAAAGACUCAUCCCAGCUCGGUGCUCUCUGUUUAUUGCAUUGCGCGCAUUAUCAAACAAUCUGCGAUCUGUACCGACUAGGGGCCCCGGCUCUUUACAAACUCCGAGCUGCAUUUGAUUUUCCUCCAGAGCAGCGUGCUUUUCUUCGGCAUUUGCAAGAAGUUCUGUUUGAUGCUGCGAGGGCCCUAGCCACAAUAAUUGGCGAAACAGCUCACCAUGGAACCAAGAUGCUGGCAGAUUCAUGGUUACCUACAAUCACUUACGAUAGUUGUCGAAUCAUGGUAUAUCACCUCACUCAAAUCCUGGAUCCUCGAGCGGAAGAAACAAAGAUUAUCACAUCCGACAGUCUGCCGCUUUUGAAAAGCAAUAUAGAUGCUUUGAAGGCGAUGGGAUCUCUCAAUGUCAUCGCAAACUCCUUGUGCACUGCAGCGGAGACUAUGUUUGAUCGAUCUGGUAUCGGAUCGGAUGUAGUGGCCCAUAACAGUAUUCCCGAUGAUCCAUACCAGACGGGCGAUGAAGAACCAACUGAAAGUCUCCCUGGCACACCAGUUCAAAGUGCGCCAGACUACGUCCUCAAUCCACUCUCUAUUUUCCGAAUGGCCCGCAAAUCGAUUCCAGAAAGACACGCUCCAGAAAAAGCGGCCACCUCAUCAGCACCUAAUAGUGCAGUGCCCGAGUCGAAUGCAGACCUUGAUAGCUCAAAUUGCGAUGCUGUCACCCAGGGUCCAGGCACGUCGACCUCUAUUAACGAUGUCGAGUUUGGCCAGGCAAGCCUUGAGGAGCUUCAAGCGCUUUUCAUGUCGGAUCUCGGGUGGACUUGGCAACCGGCGGACACUGCUGUAGGCUCUGGGAUCGAAAGGGCUGGUUUGUUGCCUUGGGCUGGAGGGUAUCCUGCUACCCAGGCGGAGCCUUGGCUACCCGUUUUUCCAUUUCCGCAACAACAUUGA
Penicillium angulare is the source of this 1743-nucleotide messenger RNA. Its product is annotated as fungal specific transcription factor domain-containing protein. The transcript has 6 exons. Bases 1 to 1743 code for a protein of 580 amino acids. NCBI's taxonomy places the organism in Eukaryota, Fungi, Ascomycota, Eurotiomycetes, Eurotiales, Aspergillaceae. Gene Ontology annotation, biological process: DNA-templated transcription. Gene Ontology annotation, molecular function: DNA binding; zinc ion binding. The record is from RefSeq and is a predicted model, not a curated record. Gene Ontology annotation, cellular component: nucleus.